AACUGCAGCGAGGUGGGGGGGCAUCUCAAUGGCCAAGUACGUCCAGGCAGGUUCAAAGAUCACGGUUUGAUGUCGACUUGGAACAAAGAGGGUGGAGGAUUCCGUGCAAGCGCAUGGCUGCAGGAAGGGUACGGAAAGUGGAGCUGUUGGACCCCAGGCACUGAGCCAGAUUAAAUGAAGCAGAGGCAGGGGGCAGCUCAGGAGCCCAGGCAGCUCAUGGGCUGCAGGCUUAGUGUGGCUUGCCUGGGAAAUGAAUUGUGCACCCUUCCCCUGGAUCGUCAGUGCUUGACAGAAGACAAGGCAGAGAGCACGUUUCAGCCAGAAGAGCUAACUUCAAAUUCUCACACGUUCAAGAAUAAGAACUUCAAGAAACCUAAAGCUUGUAACAUCUGCAAGCAAGUCAUUGACCCCCAAGGCAUUUCAUGCAGAGUUUGCAAAUAUGCUUGCCACAAGAAAUGUGAAGCAAAGGUUGUGACACCCUGCUUUCUGCCAGUCAACUACCCAUUGCCAGAUUGCUCUGAUUCGUUUGUGAACCAUGUAACCAGAACGACUUCCAAUGGUUUUUUGAAAAAAUCGUCUUUCUGUUGUGACAAACUAUCCGAAAGUGCAGACUUUGAUCACAUUAUGGAGGAAGGUUAUGAACUGGACCUGACUUACAUCACUGAGCGAAUCAUUGCCGUGUCCUUCCCAGCCAGUUGUUCAGAGGAAACUUACUUGCACAACCUCCAGGAUGUAACUCGAAUGCUGAAAUCCAAGCAUGGUGACAACUACUUGGUGUUGAACCUCUCUGAGAAGAGAUAUGACCUUGCCAAACUUAACCCAAAGAUUAUGGAUGUGGGCUGGCCUGACCUUCAUGCCCCACCACUUAAUAAGAUGUGCACCAUUUGCAAGGCUAUGGAGACCUGGUUGAACAGUGACUCCCAGCAUGUGGUGGUGAUCCAUUGCCGAGGUGGCAAAGGAAGAAUUGGAGUAGUAAUAUCAUCAUAUAUGCACUUCACAAACGUGUCUGCAAGUGCAGAUCAAGCCCUAGACAGAUUUGCUAUGAAGAAAUUCUUUGAUGAUAAAGUUUCUGCCUUAAUGCAACCAUCCCAGAAAAGGUAUGUGCACUUUCUGAGUGGCCUUCUCUCUGGAUCUGUCAAAAUGAACACAACCCCCCUGUUCCUGCAUUACGUUAUCCUACAUGGAAUUCCAAGCUUUGAUGCUGGUGGAGUUUGCCGGCCCUUUCUGAAGUUGUACCAGGCCAUGCAGCCAGUCUAUACAUCAGGAGUAUAUAGCGUGGGACCAGAGAACCAAAGCAGAGUCUGCAUUGCAGUGGAGCCAGCGCAGUUGCUGAAGGGAGAUAUUAUGCUGAAGUGCUACCAUAAAAAAUACCGAUCUGCCACCCGGGAUAUCAUUUUCCGCCUGCAGUUCCACACAGGCGCGAUUCAAGGAUAUGGUCUGGUGUUUGGCAAAGAGGAUUUGGAUAAUGCAAACAAAGAUGACCGUUUUCCUGACUAUGGGAAGGUUGAGCUGGUGUUUUCAGGAUCCCCAGAAAAAAUCCAAGGAUGUGAACACCUGCAAAAUGACCAUGGAGUGAUAGUGGACUACAACACCUCAGAUCCGUUGAUUCGCUGGGAUUCAUAUGAAAACAUGAGUCCUGAGGGGGAAGUGUUGCACACCCAGGGCCCCAUUGAUGGCAGUCUGUAUGCUAAAGUGAGGAAGAAAAGCUCCUCUGAUACCAGCAUUCCCAGUGGAGCCCAAGGGGUGGCAACGAGCAGCCCCGAUCACAGCGACCACACCCUGUCUGUUAGCAGUGACUCGGGACACUCCACAGCUUCUAUAAGGACGGACAAGACGGAAGAGCGUCCCCCUCCUGGAACAAAGAGAGUCUUGAGCCCCCAGGAGAAGGAAGAGCUGGACCGGUUGCUUAGCGGCUUUGGCCUCGAGAACCCGGUCAGUCCUCUCAAGGAUAUGACCGAUGCCCAAAGCAAGUACAGUGGGACUCGCCACGUAGUGCCGGCCCAGGUCCACGUGAACGGAGACGCCAAGCACAAGGACCGGGAAACGGAUAUUCUGGAUGAUGAGAUUCCCAGCCACGAUCUCCACAGUGUGGACAGCAUUGGGACUUUGUCUUCGUCUGAAGGGCAGCAUUCCAACCACCUCGGGAACUUCAGCUGCCAUAAGAGCAGUCAGAAUUCCCUCCUGUCGGACGGCUUUGGGAGCAACCCUGGGGAGGAGCACCAUAGUGCUCUGGCCCCAGAUCUGGGAAUUGGCGUAGACCCCAUCUAUGAGAGGCCCUUUGGCAGCGCUGAGCCAAAGCAGUCACAGCAGCUAUUGAGGAAUCCUCCGGUCUCCACCCAGCCACAGCCCUACAGUCCUAGUAGCUAUUCCACCCAGACAUGGGUGCGCCAACAGCAAAUGGUCAUCGCUCACCAGUACGUCUACUCCCCAGAGAAUGAAGUCCGGCUUGGUGUCCCUGGUACAGUGGAGAACCCAUGCAACAUGCAAAGCCAAGCCCGGGUUCCGGACACCCCCACCCGAGGAGCCAGCAGUAGGGAUGCUGUGCAGAGGGGGCUUGGGAGUCUGCCGCCUUCCGGCAGUGCAGCAGGAACUCCUGGGCCUGAGGUUUUUAAAUCAAGACUAAUCUCUGAGAAGGGCACAAAUGAUCUCGACCUGAGAUUGAGUCCAGGAAGCCAUGCAGGGAGCUUGCCGUCCUCCCCCACUCUGGAUAUUGAUCAGUCAAUUGAGCAGCUGAACAGGCUAAUUCUGGAACUGGACCCCACAUUUGAGCCUAUCCCCACCCGUAUCAAUGCUAUCGGCAGAGACACAAGUCAGCUGAAUGGCUUUGCCAGCCCUGAAAUAGACGUGGGUGGACUUGGGAAGAGCCCCGGAUUCCAUGGGAAAGCAGAAGUCACCGACAGGAAUCUGUCCCAGCAGGGUUCCCAAGAGGAUGACAUAUUGGGUGGACGAAGCAGAAAGUUAAGCCUUGGACAGUAUGACAAUGAUGUCCCAGCACAAGCAUCGUAUGCCAAGUGUGGGUGGACAAAGUCUCCUGCCAUUGACCACCUUGAAAGUCCAGGUUCAUUCGUCCCUGGAGGGGAGACCAAAGAGGUGGGUGCUGUGCGCUACAAAGAAGAUUUGGAUGAGGUAGAUGGCAGUGUCUUCUCGCCAACCAAAAGCGGGAAUGAAUCAAUCCCAGCUACGCCAGCAUUUCCAGUAUCACCAGAGACUCCCUAUGUGAAAACUCCCCUGCAUUACCAGCAACUGAGUCCACCUGGUCAUCAGAGCAAUGUCCCCUCAGAGAUGUACAGAACUGUCCUUGAACCUCGAGGUUAUAUGGAAGGCCUCAACCACUCCAUCAUGAUGUCUGACAGCCCCACAGGCCCAAAUCCUGCUUUGUUGCAGACUGAUGUGCAGUCAAGUCCUUCCUGUCAGCGGCCUUUUGCAGCAACGUGCACAUUUGCUACUAAUAGCUCUGUCCUGAGAGGAGAGAGCCCUCCUGUGAGUGAGCACAUCUGGCAACAAAACAACUCUAAAACCUCCUUGAUGCCCCAGUUUUCAGGGAUGAGCAACAGCAAGCCUGUGGGAACUUACCUCACAUCUUCGGAGUUUUCUGCUCCUGCACAAGAUGGCUCGCAUUUGCCUCACUUCCAGAACAAGGGACUCCAAGUUGGGUCAUUGAACGGUCAGGAGAAUUCAUCACCUGGACGGCAGGAGCAGGACCUUGGCACCAAUACCAGCGUCCGAGCUUUCCUCAAUUACGGCGGAGCCAGCACCAACAGUAGCCCAUCACUGGGAGAGAAACAACCUGCUUUUGUGGCAAAUGCGAACGGGUCUCCCAAAACAAUGACAUCACCGGUGGACAGUGGCUUUUUGCCACACAGCUUCCUUACCUCACCGCCUGGGAUCAACAGCCAGAACAGUCCAAGCCAACAGAGCCCGGGAAUGAACAUGCACCCUCAGCCCCCUCUUCCAGAGAAGAAGAGGACUUCAGAAGGAGAGCGAUCUUUUGGCUCCGUCUCGCCGUCUUCGAGCGGCUUCUCCAGCCCAAAUAGUGGGAGCACGAUCAGCAUCCCGUUUCCAAAUGUUCUUCCAGAUUUCUCUAAAGUUUUAAACACUUCAGCAUUGCCAGAAAACACAAGUGAUAAACAUGUGACUGUAAAGUUUGUACAAGACACCUCCAAGUUCUGGUACAAACCCGAGAUCUCAAGAGAGCAAGCCAUUGCAGUUCUGAAGGAUAAGGAACCGGGAUCAUUCAUUGUCCGUGACAGUCACUCAUUCAGAGGAGCCUAUGGCCUGGCCAUGAAAGUUGCUAUACCUCCCCCUUCAGUGAUGCAGCUAAACAAGAAAGUUGGAGAUCUGUCCAAUGAACUAGUCCGGCAUUUUCUGAUUGAAUGCACCCAUAAGGGAGUGAGAUUGAAAGGAUGCCCCAAUGAGCCGUAUUUUGGGAGUUUGACAGCUUUGGUGUAUCAACAUUCCAUUACUCCCCUGGCUCUGCCCUGCAAGCUUCUCAUCCCAGACCGAGAUCCACUAGAGGAGAUUUCCGAAACCUCCCCGCAGACUGCUGCAAACUCGGCUGCAGAACUUCUGAAGCAAGGGGCAGCUUGCAAUGUGUGGUACCUGAAUUCUGUUGAAAUGGAGUCCCUCACAGGUUACCAGGCUGUGCAGAAGGCACUGAGUUUAACGCUGGCCCAGGAGCCCCCUCCCAUUUCUACGGUGGUCCAUUUCAAAGUUUCUGCACAGGGCAUCACGCUGACGGACAAUCAGAGAAAGCUCUUCUUUAGAAGACACUAUCCAGUCAACACUGUGAUUUUCUGUGCUUUGGAUCCACAGGACAGGAAAUGGAUGAAAGAUGGUCCCUCAGCAAAGGUGUUUGGGUUUGUUGCAAGGAAGCAAGGCAGUGCCACGGACAACGUCUGCCACCUCUUUGCCGAGCACGAUCCGGAACAGCCUGCUAGUGCCAUCGUAAACUUUGUAUCAAAGGUCAUGAUAGGCUCCCAGAAAAAGAACUGAAAGCCUCUGACUACGUGCUGUGUAUGGACUCGCAAGACAAAGCAAUGGCAAAAUGUGGUCUUCAGAUGGCAGCCACGUGGCCGGCACCCCGGGAGGACUUUCCAGCUGCAUAGCAAUUCAAGGCUUCAGUAAUACCACUCGGCUAUUUGACAUCCACCUGCACCAUUAAGCAAAGGGAACUGGAAGCCAGCAACAUCCCUGUAUGCUCAUUUCUGAACCAGUUUUGGAAGACAGAGGAGCUGAGUGGAAAUGUGAUUUUCCUACAUGAUUUUCAGACUUCAGGUUUUUAGCUGUACUGGGGAAGAAUGAGAGGUGGGAAAAAGGAUGUCCACUCACUCAAUCACAUAUGCUAUGAGAACAGAGUGACACACGAGGCAAUCAUGGGAUUCCCAAAUGUAAUGCGGGAAUGGGGGAGAUUUGCAAGGGAUCAUCACUGGGUGGGUGGAGUGUGCAUUAACUCUUCUGUCACCCAAAAGUCCUCCCCUGCAAAUGUCCCCUUGAGGUUCUUUUGUAAUAUUUCCCCCCAGCUGGGCUCAGAUGUCAAAAGCCAGGUUCAAGGGGGAAACUGUCUCUGAGAGCAUUUGUAGAGAAGAAUGGCGGGUACCUGGAGGGACUGUGUUAAACACUCUUCCCUCCUGCUUGUGGUUUCUCCUUUGCAAGCACCCAACUCCGCUUGACAUUUGCUGUAGUUGCAUUAAUGGUAGCCGUGGCCCAAGCAAACCAGCCAGGACCUUUUGCUCUUCCCUUUGUUUUUAUAUAGCAGUGAUGGAAAUCAAACUUAAAAUGGAAAUAUGUAUGUGUAGAGGAGAUUGGCGCAGGUUUAUUUGGGAAUGAGAGAGAGAGAGAGAGAGAGAGAGAGAGAGAGGUUUCUGGAGGUUGCCUAGUGCAUGUAGUCUAAAGGAGGUUGGGUAUCUUUUAACUUGUUGGAAGGUAAAUGGAACAGGAGCUGGUUAAAAGGAAAUAAAUGUGAGGCCGUGAAAGUUUGGAAUGUUAUUUUUACAUUGCUUCUUAUAUGAAGAAUUUACACAGGGAAGGUCAUGUCCUUUUUAAUGAUUGCAGGGUAAAAAUGAGGGGAAAAGCAUGAGAAAGGUUUUGUAUAAUUUAUAAUAUAUAUAUUAUUUGCUUAUGUCAGAUUAUUUAUAGUGUAAAACAGAUCUCAGUCUGUUGUAUAGAUGUUCUGAUUCUGGGCAUAUUGUUGGCGUUUUGAAUACUUAGAGGGCAUCCUUCAUGCAAGCACCAUUCAUUUCGACAGGACUUGUGGAGAAAACCCAUAGAAACCCUGACAUGAAGGGAGGUUCUGCUGCAACAUACAUGUGCUGUUUUCCAUCAGUUUAUAACAGGGAUAGGCAACUAGAUGUUUUGGACAUCAACUCCUACAAUCCUUGACCAUUGCCUAUGCUGGGUGGGGCUGAUGGGAGUUGUAGUCCAAAGCAUGUAGAGGACAGUAGGUUGCCUAUUCCUGGUAUGUAGAAUGCCUUGCAUGUGCCUUGCUGUAGGAAGUAGUGUUCUGUAUUCUGGCUUGAAAAACAUCCUAGCUUCCUUUUACAGUAAAACAAAAAAACCACUUUCAUAUCGUUUUCUACUUCUUAAAACAACAGUACUACUUUAUAGUUUGAUUUCAAAAUCGAAUUUGUAUGGAUGGUUUUAAAGCUGAUUUUUAUUUUUAAAAUCUGGAGUAAAUAAAAAAAAAUUAUAAGGGGAAAACCUAUAUUUUCGGUGCACUUACCCGUUCUUUGAGAAUAGUCAUGACCUAAUUUGACGAUCUUGACACAUCAUGUGGCCAAAUAAUCUGGUGCAGAGUAUAGUCAUGUUGACGUUUUAUAGUCAGCUUUUUUACCAUAUAUAUUGUAUAUAACAAUUGCUAGCUCGUGAUCUGUUUUGGAGGCCCUUUCACAUACACAAAACCCAGCAGUAUGGGAGGCACUUCGUGCUGGAGAUCAUGUGUUAAUAUGUAACCGUGCAAGUCAUGCUAGUUACGUAAUUCUGCCUUCCCCAACCUGGUACCUUCUAGAUGGACAAUUGCUACACUGCCUGGGAAUUAUGGGAGUCGCAGUUGAGCAGAUCUGGAGGGCACCAGGUUGGGGAAGGCUGGUGUAGAGCUUUCCCACCUGAUUCACACUACAUGUCACUCUGUUCCUGUGUGAGCGAGCAAAGAAGGCCUUAGAGGCAGAGCAAAAAGGUAAUUAGAACAUUGUUGCAAUAUAACGGCUCAAGCCCUGAAUGUCCAAAUUAUCUCAUUAAAUGUGCGGAAUGCACCAAAACAUCAGCUUCUCAAAAUGCCUGAUGGGUCCCAUGUGGUUUAUGCAUAUGUGCUUUUAUCAAGCAUUGGGUCGAUGGGAUACUUAAUUAUGUGCAUUGAAAUAGUGCCGUUCAGACUGAACAAGAGAAGGUAGAAAUGCCAACUAGUUUCCAGAGGGGCAGCCAUGUUGGCCUGUAACAGCAAAAACAACAGAGGAAAGAAAGAAAGCUUUUAAGGUGCCAAAAGAAAGAUUCUUCUUUGUUUUUGUCAAUGAGUUUGUAACCGUAAGAUUGUUUGUAGUUACUUUCUUUGGUUUAGGAGGUAGUGGGGGUGGGGGAAUGGGAAAAGGUUAUGAACGUGUUUUUGGACCUCUUCAGGCCAGACGUAAUACUAAUAAUACUGAUCAUUUUUGUACAUAGCUUGAGUGUCAGUACCAUAGCUACUAUUGAAGCAACGAGGGCAAGUGCCUCAUUGCAUCAAAACCUUUCAUUCCCCCAAACAUGUUCUCUACAAAUAUCACGGUAUGAACCAAUUGCAUAUCAUUAAGUCUUUGGCGGUUCCUUGGGACCAGUUUUAAAGUAAAGGAACAUAAUUUAAGAGAUUGCUAAUUCAUUGAAUAGUUGGAUAUUCGCAGGUUUUCCAUGGUCAGUUUGGAUUUUCUUCACUAUCCAACUUGAGUGCCAUUUUUGGCGGAAAGGUGGGAUAUAAAUUUAAUGAAUAAAUUCGCAAUUGGCGGGAACCUGACCUCCAUGGUCUACCAUUUGCUUCCUCUGCAAGAUGAACGUUGAAUCUGAUGGUGUUUGGAAGAUUGACCGGUAUUUAAGAGCACCUCUUGAACUGUCGGGCAAUAUGGUAGCAUUAGCUGCUUUGUUCACAAGAACAUAAGAAGAGCCAUGCUGGAUCAGACCAUGGGUCCAUCUAGUUCAGCACUCUGUUCACACAGUGACAAACCAGCCAUCGGCCAGGGAUGAACAAGCAGGACGUGGUGCAACAGCACCCUCCUGCCCAUGUUCCCCAGCAACUGGUGCUCACAGGCUUAUUGCCUUGAAUACUGGAGCGAGCACAUGACCAUCAGGGCUACAGCCUUUGCCUUCCUAGAGGCCUAUAAUGUAGUUCAUUUGGUCUUUUGGGCAACCAGCAGAGGGGUGAGAGAUGGGAUGCUGAUUUUGAAUAGUGGGUAGAAAUAUGAACGGAGGGAACCUCUUCAACCUACAUCACAUUGUAAGCUCUGUUUUUCUGUAUGAAGUACACCCAGAACAAAUGAAGCACAAGACCUACGGUAGCUUCCAUAUACGCAAAUAGUCAUUCACGUGACGGGCUGUGGAGAUUAGAGGUCUAAGUGGUACAUAGAGCACUUUCCCCUCCCAUGGUUUUGAUAAUUGUGUGUAUUCAGCCUCACGAAUAAUGCCAGCAAGUUGCCAGAUAUUUAGCCAAGCUCCUAUUAACCUCCCUUGUUCAAUGUACUACUGUAAUCCCUACAGUAUUAAAGAGAGGCUCUAAGCUCACAGGUGCCUUUCGCCAGGUAUGGCUGCUGCACAGCCCCUGUGAUGUUGUCCAAUAUGGCUUGUGCAGAAACAUCUUGCAAGCUAUGUCCUCUGGAUUGCACCACAUGUUUGUUUUUAUAAUAAAAUGGUUCCUGUUUAUUCAACUAUCAAAAACGUGUUUGUUUUUUUAAAAAAAAUCUUAUCUGCCUUAUAUAUUAGUGAUUUUUUUUUUUGCUUUUCUCUCAAAAUUUGUAUAAAAAAAGUAUCCAGUAUGUAAAUGAACGUUCUAUAAAAUCUUUGUAUAGUCAUUUUCUCUGCUCUUUGAAAUAUCACCUCUAUUCAGAUUCUAAU
Messenger RNA from Elgaria multicarinata webbii, 9066 nucleotides. RefSeq names its product tensin 3 (gene TNS3). The transcript has 32 exons. Gene Ontology annotation, molecular function: protein binding. Bases 175 to 4992 code for a protein of 1605 amino acids. Gene Ontology annotation, cellular component: focal adhesion. Gene Ontology annotation, biological process: dephosphorylation. Lineage: Eukaryota; Metazoa; Chordata; Lepidosauria; Squamata; Anguidae. The record is from RefSeq and is a predicted model, not a curated record.